Opisthorchis viverrini is the source of this 1386-nucleotide messenger RNA. RefSeq lists its product as hypothetical. NCBI's taxonomy places the organism in Eukaryota, Metazoa, Platyhelminthes, Trematoda, Opisthorchiida, Opisthorchiidae. Bases 1 to 1386 code for a protein of 461 amino acids. Gene Ontology annotation, biological process: translation; translational elongation. The transcript has 2 exons. Gene Ontology annotation, molecular function: GTP binding; GTPase activity; translation elongation factor activity. The record is from RefSeq and is a predicted model, not a curated record.
AUGGUAGCCACCAAGGAACACAUCAAUAUUGUGGUUAUUGGACACGUAGACAGCGGAAAGUCGACGACCACUGGACAUUUGAUCUACAAAUGUGGAGGUAUCGACAAGCGUGCGAUCGAGAAGUUCGAAAAGGAGGCCGCUGAGAUGGGUAAAGGUUCCUUCAAGUAUGCGUGGGUGCUUGACAAACUGAAAGCUGAACGUGAACGUGGCAUCACGAUUGAUAUUGCUUUGUGGAAGUUCGAGACGGCGAAGUACUUCGUUACUGUGAUCGACGCUCCUGGGCAUCGUGACUUUAUCAAGAAUAUGAUUACUGGAACUAGCCAGGCUGACUGUGCUGUCUUGAUCGUCGCCGCUGGUACUGGUGAGUUCGAGGCCGGCUUCUCCAAGGACGGCCAGACGAGGGAGCAUGCUCUGUUGGCUUACACACUUGGCGUGAAGCAGCUUAUCGUUGCGGUGAAUAAAAUGGACAGCACCACUCCUCCGUAUAGUGAGGAACGAUUCAACGAGGUCGAGAAGAAUGUGUCUGCGUAUGUCAAAAAGAUUGGCUACAAUCCGAAGACGGUUCCUUUCGUUCCCAUCUCUGGAUGGAACGGCGACAACAUGCUGGAAAAAAGCGACAAGAUGCCUUGGUUCAAAGGUUGGAAGGUGGAACGAAAGUCUGGGGAAGUCACCGGCGUGACCUUGUUCCAAGCGCUUGACUCGAUUGAUCCACCCAGUCGACCCACCGACAAACCACUCCGCCUCCCUCUCCAAGACGUGUACAAAAUUGGUGGCAUUGGAACUGUGCCGGUCGGUCGUGUGGAGACUGGUGUUAUGAAGCCGGGCAUGGUAGUCACCUUUGCGCCAAGCAACAUCUCAACUGAAGUGAAGUCUAUUGAAAUGCACCAUGAGUCCCUGUCGGAAGCUCUCCCCGGUGAUAACGUCGGUUUCAACGUCAAGAACAUUUCCGUCAAAGACAUCCGUCGUGGUAACGUCGCUGGUGACUCCAAGUCUGACCCUCCGAAAGCCGUCGAGAACUUCACUGCCCAAGUUAUCGUCUUGAACCAUCCCGGUGAGAUCAAGGCUGGGUAUGCCCCUGUGUUGGAUUGUCACACCGCCCACAUCGCUUGCAAGUUCAACGAACUUGUUGAAAAGAUUGAUCGUCGUUCCGGUAAGGUCCUUGAAGAUCAUCCCGCCCAUGUGAAGUCCGGUGACGCCGCGAUUGUCAUCAUGACUCCCAGCAAACCCAUGUGUGUCGAAUCCUUUGCAGAUUAUCCACCCCUCGGUCGUUUCGCUGUCCGGGAUAUGAAGCAGACUGUGGCUGUUGGCGUCAUUAAGGCGGUUGCCAAAAAGACCGAGGCUGCCAAGGCAACGAAGUCUGCUCAGAAGGUCGCUAAGAAAAAAUAA